GGUGUGACGAAAUGAAAUGAUAAGGUUCGCAUCUUUAAUUGGAAAUUACGAAGUCAACAAAAACAAACCACUCCUUCAUGAAUCUCAUUAUCCAUUCUUUCUCUUCCAUCCCCUCAACACUUCCUCUUCAUAACAAAUCAUAUAAUACCCUUCUUCCCUCUCUCAAACUCACAAAACCAUUACACAUAAAUUUUACUACAAAAUCCACCAUGGAUUCAAAUUCAACCUCCACCCUCAACGAUGAAAUAGCCAUCGAUUUAACACCCAUCCUGAAAGUUUACAAAAACGGUCGUGUUGAAAGACUAGUAGGUGAAGAAGUUAUUCCUCCCUCUCUCGAUCCUAAAACCAACGUUGAAUCAAAAGACGUUAUAAUAUCAAAAGAACAUAACAUAUCUGCAAGAAUUUUCAUUCCCAAAACAACAUACCCACCAACACAAAAACUUCCUCUUUUCGUUUAUAUUCAUGGUGGUGCUUUCUGCAUCGAAACACCUUUUUCACCAAACUACCAUAACUACCUGAACUCUGUUACUUCACUGGCUAAUGCAAUUGGUGUAUCUGUUCAUUACAGAAGAGCACCAGAACACCCUGUUCCAAUUGCUCAUGAAGAUUCAUGGUUUGCGUUGAAAUGGGUCGCUUCACAUGUUGGUGGAAAUGGUUCUGAUGAAUGGUUGAAUCAAUUUGCAGAUUUUGAGAAAGUGUUCUUAGGAGGAGAUAGUGCUGGUGCAAACAUUGCACACUAUUUGGGGAUUCGUGUUGGGCAAGAGAAUUUGGACGGUUUCAAAAUUGAAGGGAGUGUUUAUGUUCAUCCUUAUUUUUGGGGUGUGGAUCGAAUUGGUUCAGAAUCUGAUAAAGUUGAAUAUGUUGAAAAGGUUCAUAAUUUAUGGCGUUUUUCGUGUCCAACAACUAUUGGAUCCGAUGACCCGUUAAUUAACCCGGAAAAGGAUCCGAAUUUGGGGAAGUUGGGUUGUAAGAAAGUGCUUAUUUGUGUUGCUGAGAAGGAUUUGUUGAGGGAUAGAGGUUGGUAUUACAAGGAAUUGCUUGAGAAAAUUGGUUGGGGUGGUGUUGUUGAAGUGAUUGAAACAGAGGAUGAGGAUCAUGUGUUUCAUAUGUUUAAACCAACCUGUGACAAAGCUGCGAUUUUGCUCAAUCAAAUUGUUUCUUUUAUCAAAUCAGCUUGAAAAUAUCAUUUACCUUUAUUUUGCUUUACUUUUUUUUUCCUCAAUAAAAUUUAGGGUACCUCCAAAAUAGGGAAAAUCUUGUGGUACAAAAAGACCUUAUCAAUAAGGAUGGAUGCAACUGGAAUUAUAUUUUCUUUUUUAAUAAUAAGAUUUGGAAUAGUAUUAUGUUUUAUGUGUA
Messenger RNA from Cicer arietinum (chickpea), 1356 nucleotides. RefSeq names its product probable carboxylesterase 12. NCBI's taxonomy places the organism in Eukaryota, Viridiplantae, Streptophyta, Magnoliopsida, Fabales, Fabaceae. The record is from RefSeq and is a predicted model, not a curated record. Gene Ontology annotation, molecular function: hydrolase activity.